CCUGCCGAAGUGCGGGUUUCUAACUUAACAAUUUGUGGACUCGGUCGCCAUGCCAUUGAGUACACAGGCGUACAUGCUGCUGUCGCACCAUGCUGGCACCGUGCUAAAGUCCCGGGACGCUUGUCUGGACCUCGGCGAGCUGCCAUGGCCCCGUUUGGAAGAAAUUUUCUGAAAGCGCGCUUGAAAAACAGGUCUGAAAAUAAAGACAGUCCUCCUGGAAAGGAGAUUCAGGUGUGGGUGUGUCAGGAGGAGAAGAUCGUGUGUGGGAUCAGCAAGCGGACCACUUGCUCCCACGUAGUACAGGCUCUUCUGGAGGACCACAGGAAUGUUCCAGAAAACCAGAGGGUUCUGCAUGGUGAAACCAGCGACUACUGCCUGUUGGAGAGAUGGAAAGGGUUUGAGCGAGCCCUCCCCCCACUCACACGGAUCCUCCCCCUGUGGGCGGCCUGGGGGGAGGAAAAGCCCUUCAUCCAGUUUGUGCUGGUUAGGGCCGGUCAGUUUGCCCCGCAGUCGGGAAAGAAGGCGCUCCGGUACGGAAGGGCCAGGGCCCGGUCCAAACAGGCAGACCCAGGCCCGGGUGAGUACCUGAGGUCCCUGCCCAUCGAACGUCAGAGACGGAUGGUCAGGAAGGCUUUCAGGAAGCUGGAGAAGAUUCGGAAGGAGAAGGAAAAGAAACCUCAGGAAGAGGAGACCAUCGACAGGAUGGUGCAGCUGAUCCUCACUCAGGACCAGACCAUCCAGCAGCAGAUACAUCGCAUGAGGGAGCUCGACCUGCAGAUCGACUGCAUGGAACGGCGGCAAUGGGAGGAGCAUCGGCCACCUGAGCCGGGGUGGGCCAGCUGUCCCUCUCUGGACCUGGCGGAGCUUGUGGACGACCAGGAGCUGCAGGAGGACCCGUGCACCAGUGACACAAUCGACCAGCUGGAGACGCUAGUCAGCCAUCAUCUCGGACUCAUCGGAAAGCUGUCUCACGACAUUGACAUGGAAUUACUCAAGUUUUUAGAUGCAGAAUCGCUGCCACAGGGGGCGACAGCGAGCGGCGGGUACGACCCGGAGGAAGCUGCCCAAUUUGAGGAGCUCAGGAGGGAGCUGGAGGAGAGCAUGCAGAGGGGAGCACUGCUGCAUGCUGAGGCAGCACAGGUGGAGGAGGAGCUGCAGCACGGCACUCUGGUGCUGCGCUCGCAGAACUGUGAGUGCGAACAUCUGGCCGGGCAGCUGAGCCACCUCAGCACAGGGGACAGUGGUGGUGGUCCGGGGGGGGUGGCGGCAUGCAAGCCCGGCCACACCGAGGGCAUGGACACGGACUCGGACACAGGAAUCAGCUCCACCCACAGCCAGGACUCGCUGUCACCCUGCAGGAAGACACCCCCCUCGCAGGGAACUGAGCAGUAACACAUACGCUCAGGAAAGGCCCAUCCACCCUAAACCCUAAACCCCUAAACCCAUAAACCCUAAACCCCUAAGCCCUAAACCCUAACUCCUAACCCCCUUGCGGGGAACUGAGCAGUAACACAUACGCUCAGGAAAGGCCCGUCCACCCUAAACCCCUAAACCCCUAAACCUUAAACCCUAACCCCCUUGCGGGGAACUGAGCAGUAACACAUACGCUCUGGAAAGGCCCGUCCACCCUAAACCCCUAAACCCCUAAACCUUAAACCCUAACCCCCUUGCGGGGAACUGAGCAGUAACACA
Paramormyrops kingsleyae is the source of this 1692-nucleotide messenger RNA. RefSeq names its product Ras association domain family member 9 (gene rassf9). The record is from RefSeq and is a predicted model, not a curated record. Gene Ontology annotation, biological process: signal transduction. NCBI's taxonomy places the organism in Eukaryota, Metazoa, Chordata, Actinopteri, Osteoglossiformes, Mormyridae.